AUGCGUGUCUCAACUCCAGGCAAUUCGGUGCUUGCUGCGUUGCUGCCCUUAGCGGCAGCGCUCCCGCCUGGGGGGAACCGUACCAGCAACAAUUCAUGGAACCUCAAGAACUUCAAGAGCUUGGUUGCGUUCGGAGACAGCUACACCGACGAGGGCAGAUUGAGUUACUUUGGCACACACAACGGGACCGCGCCGCCCGCGGGCUGGGUCGAGCCAGUGGGCAACUCGACCUCGACGGGGGGCUACAUCUGGCCGCGCUACGUCGCCGACUACACGGGUGCCAACGUAUACAACUACGCCGUCAGCGGCGCGACGUGCUCCAACGCCAUCAUCUCGCGCAUCUGGGACGGCAUCAACGCGCCCUUCCCGGACGUAGCAGGGUACGAGGUGCCGGCCUUCCUGGCCGACAAAGCGCUCCCAGGCUUCCUCGAGCUGCCCGCCGAUGAAACGGUCUUCAGCCUCUGGAUCGGCACCAAUGACAUCGGCAGCAAUGCGUUUCUGACGGACAGCCAGCCAGCCGGCCUCACGCUGUCCGACUACCUGGACUGCGUGUACGCGCAGCUGGACCGGCUCUACGCGGCCGGCGCUCGCUUCUUCGUCCUCAUGAACCUGGUCCCGCUGCAGCUGAGCCCGCUCUACGCCCUCGAGGCUAAUGGCGGCGUCGGCGGAUACCAGAAUACGACUGAGACGAGCUUCCGCAUGUGGGAGCAGGUCGUGCUGACGAAUGAUGUGUAUGAGUACCGUACGCCGUAUGAGUUCCUGCUCAAGAAACGCUAUCCCGGCGCGCAUGUCGCGCUGUUUGAUAUGUACAGUUUGGUCAACGACAUGUACGCCCACCCCAGCGCCUACUUCAACGGCACGGCGCCCCUGAACGUCACGGGCUGGAUCAACCACGACGGCGCGACGCUGCCGCCGCAGCAGCGCGACAGCUUCCUCUGGUACGACUCGCUGCACCCGUCGGAGCAGGCGGACCGGGUGUUUGCGCGCGAGUUUGUGGGCGUGGUGGCGGGGGAGAGUCGGUGGGCGAGCUAUUGGUAG
This is a messenger RNA of Aplosporella prunicola CBS 121167, 1038 nucleotides long. RefSeq names its product carbohydrate esterase family 16 protein. The transcript has 3 exons. The record is from RefSeq and is a predicted model, not a curated record. Lineage: Eukaryota; Fungi; Ascomycota; Dothideomycetes; Botryosphaeriales; Aplosporellaceae. Gene Ontology annotation, molecular function: hydrolase activity, acting on ester bonds. The coding region runs from base 1 to 1038 and encodes 345 amino acids.